AUGGACAUGGAAGAGGAACAGGAGUACGAGGAGCAAAUGAUGGAGGACGAGGAGAUCAUGCAAGAAGACGCGUGGGCCGUCAUCUCGGCGUACUUCGAAGAGAAAGGUCUCGUUCGUCAACAGCUCGAUUCCUUCGACGAGUUCAUCCAAAACACCAUUCAAGAAAUUGUGGAUGAGUCUGCUGACAUUGAAAUUCGACCCCAGUCGCACAAUCCCCGUCACAAAUCCGACGUCGCAGAGAGUAUUUAUAAAAUCAGUUUCGGUCAGAUUUACUUGAGUAAGCCUAUGAUGACAGAGUGUGAUGGAGAAACUGCCACGUUGUAUCCCAUGGCUGCCAGGUUAAGGAACCUUACGUACUCAGCUCCUUUGUAUGUUGAUGUCUCUAAGAGGGUUAUAAAGAAGGGGCAUGAUGGUGAAGAGGUCACUGAGAUUCAGGAUUUAACCAAAGUUUUCAUUGGAAAGGUUCCUAUAAUGCUUCGGUCUAGUUACUGCACAUUAUACCAGAAUUCAGAGAAGGAUUUGACUGAGCUUGGGGAAUGCCCGUAUGAUCAAGGUGGGUAUUUCAUUGUUAAUGGGAGUGAGAAAGUUCUGAUUGCUCAGGAGAAGAUGAGCACCAACCAUGUCUAUGUCUUUAAGAAGAGGCAGCCAAACAAGUAUGCUUAUGUGGCUGAAGUUCGGUCCAUGGCGGAAUCACAGAACAGAACACCCAGUUCUAUGUUUGUGCGCAUGCUUUCUCGGACUAGUUCCAAAGGGGGUUCUUCAGGACAAUAUAUACGUGCCACUCUUCCUUAUAUUCGAACUGAAAUUCCCAUCGUUAUUGUGUUUCGAGCAUUGGGGUUUGUUGCUGAUAAACAAAUAUUAGAGCAUAUAUGCUAUGACUUUUCGGACACUCAAAUGAUGGAGUUGCUACGUCCUUCUCUGGAAGAGGCGUUUGUAAUUCAAAAUCAACAGGUUGCACUUGACUACAUUGGGAAAAGAGGAGCCACUGUUGGUGUAACCAAGGAAAAGAGAAUUAAGUAUGCUAAGGAGAUCCUUCAAAAGGAGAUGCUCCCUCAUGUUGCCAUUGGGGAAUAUUGUGAGACCAAGAAAGCUUACUAUUUUGGAUAUAUCAUUCACCGGCUACUACUCUGUGCACUUGGGCGGAGAGCAGAGGAUGAUAGGGAUCAUUACGGAAAGAAGAGGCUGGAUCUGGCUGGUCCUUUACUUGGUGGACUUUUUAGAACGCUGUUCAGAAAGCUAACAAGAGAAGUCAGGGCGUAUGUACAGAAGUGUGUUGAUAAAGGGAAAGAGGUUAAUCUGCAAUUUGCUAUCAAUGCAAAAACCAUCACAAGGGGCCUUAGAUACUCACUUUCUACUGGUAAUUGGGGGCAAGCAAAUAGUGCAGGGACUACAGCUGGAGUUUCACAGGUGCUGAACCGCUUAACCUAUGCAUCCACUUUAUCGCACUUGCGAAGACUGAAUUCCCCAAUAGGGCGUGAAGGGAAGUUGACCAAACCAAGACAACUGCAUAAUUCACAAUGGGGAAUGAUGUGUCCAGCAGAAACACCCGAAGGACAAGCCUGUGGACUGGUGAAGAAUCUGGCAUUGAUGGUCAACAUAACGGUUGGUUCAGAUGCAUAUCCUAUUCUACAGUUUUUGGAAGAAUGGAGCACCGAGAAUUUUGAGGAAAUUACUCCUGCAGUGAUUCCCCAAGCAACAAAAAUUUUUGUAAAUGGUUGCUGGAUAGGUAUCCAUCGUGAUCCUGAUAUGUUGGUGACAACAUUAAGAAUGCUGAGACGACGGGUUGAUGUUAACACUGAAGUUGGGGUUGUCAGAGAUAUCCGUCUUAAAGAGGUGCAUAUAUAUACAGAUUAUGGUCGUUGCAGUCGUCCUUUAUUCAUUGUGGAUAAGCAAAGGCUUCUCAUAAAGAAGAAGGAUAUUCAUGCUUUACAACAGAGGGAAUCCCCUGAAGAGGGUGGAUGGCAUGAUCUAGUGUCCAAGGGCUUUAUAGAAUAUAUUGACACGGAAGAAGAAGAGAAUACAAUGAUUUCCAUGACAAUUAAUGAUCUUGUACAAGCUAGGAUCAAUUCAAAAGAAGCAUAUUCUAAUACGUAUACUCAUUGUGAAAUCCACCCAUCACUGAUUCUGGGUGUAUGUGCUUCCAUCAUACCAUUUCCUGAUCACAAUCAGUCCCCACGUAAUACGUAUCAGUCUGCAAUGGGAAAGCAAGCAAUGGGAAUAUAUGUUACCAACUACCAGUUUCGGAUGGACACCUUGGCCUACGUUUUAUAUUAUCCGCAAAAGCCACUGGUCACUACAAGAGCCAUGGAGCAUCUUCAUUUCCGUCAACUCCCAGCUGGAAUUAAUGCCAUCGUUGCCAUUUGCUGUUAUUCUGGUUACAAUCAAGAAGAUUCUGUGAUCAUGAACCAAUCAUCAAUAGACCGUGGGUUCUUUCGGUCUCUGCUUCUCCGUUCAUAUAGAGACGAAGAGAAGAAGAUGGGAACCCUAGUCAAAGAAGGUUUUGACCGUCCAAAUAGAGCUGACACCAUGGGAAUGAGACACGGUUCUUAUGAUAAGCUGGAUGAUGAUGGUCUUGUAUCACCAGGUACAAGAGUAUCUGCUGAGGAUGUUAUUAUUGGAAAGACCAGCCUAAUAUCCCAAGAGGAGGAUGUUAUUACUGGAAAGACCAGCCCAAUAUCCCAAGAGGAGGCACAAGGACAAGCUUUACGAUACACUAGGCGUGAUCACAGCAUAAGCUUACGUCGCAAUGAAACUGGAACUGUUGAUCAAGUUUUGGUGACAACAAAUGCUGAUGGAUUGAGAUCUGUGAAAUUAAGAGUGAGAUCUGUUCGUAUACCACAGAUUGGUGACAAAUUCAGUAGUAGACAUGGUCAGAAAGGAACUGUUGGCAUGACUUAUAGGCAAGAAGACAUGCCCUGGACCGUAGAAGGCAUCACCCCUGAUAUUAUUGUGAAUCCACAUGCCAUUCCUUCUCGAAUGACAAUUGGUCAGCUUAUCGAGUGUAUCAUGGGGAAGGUGGCAGCUCAUAUGGGAAAAGAAGGAGAUGCUACUCCUUUUACAGAUGUUACUGUGGACAAUAUCAGCAAAGCUCUGCACAAAUGUGGGUAUGAAAUGCUUGGUUUAGAGACUAUGUACAGUGGUCAUACAGGUAGACGUCUGAGUGCAAAGAUUUUCCUUGGUCCGACAUAUUACCAAAGACUGAAGCACAUGGUUGACGACAAGAUCCAUUGUCGUGGUCGGGGUCCUGUGCAGAUCCUCACAAGGCAACCUACUGAGGGACGGUCACGAGAGGGAGGUCUCCGAUUUGGAGAGAUGGAACGGGAUUGCAUGAUAGCUCAUGGAGCCGCUCACUUCCUGAAGGAAAGGUUGUUUGAUCAAAGUGAUGCAUAUAGGGUUCAUGUAUGUGAGCAAUGUGGGUUGAUAGCUAUUGCAAAUCUCAAAAAGAAUAACUUUGAGUGCAGGGGGUGCAAAAACAAAAUUGACAUUGUUCAGGUUUUCAUUCCGUAUGCUUGUAAACUCCUCUGCCAAGAGUUAAUGGCUAUGGCCAUAGCUCCAAGAAUGCUUACAAAAGGACAAAAGAAGAAGAAGGGAGCCUGAUAAACAUCUUUCACCAAAAGUCACUUUUCUUAUAUUCUCACCUCAAGCUCUCCAGAACUUAGGAUAUACACGGUAUCUUUGACAAAUAAGUUUUCGUUGUGAACAACAUGCAACAUCUUUCAAUACAUUCACAUCUCUUUUCAA
Messenger RNA from Vigna unguiculata (cowpea), 3741 nucleotides. RefSeq names its product DNA-directed RNA polymerase II subunit RPB2-like. The record is from RefSeq and is a predicted model, not a curated record. Gene Ontology annotation, biological process: DNA-templated transcription. Gene Ontology annotation, molecular function: DNA-directed RNA polymerase activity; ribonucleoside binding; DNA binding. NCBI's taxonomy places the organism in Eukaryota, Viridiplantae, Streptophyta, Magnoliopsida, Fabales, Fabaceae.